ACAGGCACAGGUGUUGGUGAUGGAGGGAGAUUCUGUCACUCUGGACAGUAAUUUUACAGACUUACAGAUGGAAGAUCAAAUCCUGUGGAUGUUUGGACCUCGAGAGAGACUCAUUGCUGAAAUUCUUAAUAAACAUGUCUACCUAUUUGGCUAUGAUAGUGGGAGGUCCAUUGACAGACUCCUGCUUGACAGUCAAACUGGAGAUCUCGACAUCACAAACACCAACAAAACAAUCUCUGGAAUCUAUAAACUACAGAUCAACAGUAAACAUUUCAAAUGCAGUGGUUUCAAUGUUACUGUCUAUACUCAUCUGCCCAUUCCUGUCAUCACCAGAGAAUCUCCACAAUGUUCUUCAUCAUCAUCAGGAUCAUCAGUGUCCAGUUGUUCAUUGCUGUGUUCAGUGUUGAAUGUGGGUCAUGUGACUCUCUCCUGGUACAAAGGAAACAGUUUAUUGUCCAGCAUCAGUGUGUCUGAUCUCAGCAUCAGUCUCUCUCUACCUCUGGAGGUGGAAUAUCAGGAUAAAAACACCUACAGCUGUGUGCUCAACAAUCCCAUCAGCAACCAGACCAGACAUCUGGACAUCAGUCAGCUUUGUUCAGGUGUUGAUACAGAUGUAAUGAAGUCGAUAUCAGUGAUGGAGGGAUAA
Molecule: messenger RNA, 646 nt
Organism: Sinocyclocheilus rhinocerous
Lineage: Eukaryota; Metazoa; Chordata; Actinopteri; Cypriniformes; Cyprinidae
Product: SLAM family member 9-like
Exons: 3
Coding region: 20-646 (208 amino acids)
Source: RefSeq, a predicted model, not a curated record